GAUAAAUCCAAGGGUUGUUUUUCUUUCGCCUAUCUAUUACAACUACCACCUUAUCCAUCUUUCAGCCAUGAAGCCAUAUACUGACAGUAUAACCCGUGCUCAAGCCUUAACCCUCAAAGCCAUCGGCUGGUCAAACGACAAAAUCGAAGAAGUGACCGGUAUCACCGCGCGUACCCUCAUUGACCGCGCGAUCCAGGCAGGGUACGUUUCUCAGACUCCUAACGGUCUUCCUGGGCGGCUCGAAAGCUCCCACGUUGCCAACGCACCGAAGUCGGGUCGCCCUCGAAACCAGGAAGGCUAUCAGGAGGAGGUCCUUGCCAAGGGGGGCAGAUCUCCGCAAUGACGGUGUGGCGGAUUCUGCGUAAGGCCGGCCUGAAGAAGUUGAAGCCCACUCGAAAGCCUGGGUUAACGAAGGAAAUGCGGGCGCAACGAUUAAAGUGAUGUCUUAAUCAUAAAGAUUAAACCCUCGAAGAUUGGAUGAAGGUGAUCUGGGCCGAUGAAACAUCAUAUUUGGAAGCCGGAAACUACUACGGAGAGGAAGGUGGCUGAUGAGG
Molecule: messenger RNA, 554 nt
Organism: Lasiosphaeria miniovina
Lineage: Eukaryota; Fungi; Ascomycota; Sordariomycetes; Sordariales; Lasiosphaeriaceae
Exons: 3
Coding region: 68-343 (91 amino acids)
Source: RefSeq, a predicted model, not a curated record